This is a messenger RNA of Mucor velutinosus, 1311 nucleotides long. RefSeq lists its product as uncharacterized. The record is from RefSeq and is a predicted model, not a curated record. The transcript is spliced from 4 exons. Bases 1 to 1311 code for a protein of 436 amino acids. Lineage: Eukaryota; Fungi; Mucoromycota; Mucoromycetes; Mucorales; Mucoraceae. Gene Ontology annotation, biological process: intracellular zinc ion homeostasis; zinc ion import into Golgi lumen. Gene Ontology annotation, cellular component: Golgi apparatus; cytoplasmic vesicle; membrane. Gene Ontology annotation, molecular function: zinc ion transmembrane transporter activity.
AUGUUCAAUUCAUCGCCUCUAGACUUGCCUACACACACAACACCGUAUGGAAAGAGUGCCACAUUCGCCUACAGCAGUUCCACACACUCGUCUCCUUUGAGAACAGCAAAACAAUCACUAGACAUCAUCUUGAGCAACAAUGACUCGAAGCAAAUAUUCUACUUUCUACUGCUCAACUUGUCAUACAUGUUUGUUCAGUUGACCUAUGGCGUAUGGACAAACUCCCUUGGCCUUAUAUCUGAUGCGAUACACAUGCUUUUCGAUUGUCUGGCACUUGGUGUUGGACUCUUUGCCGCUGUGAUGAGCAAAUGGCCAUCCAACUCUGAGUUUUCAUACGGGUACAGUCGCAUUGAAACAGUGGCAGCAUUCUUUAAUGGUGUAUUUCUCGUCCUCAUCUCGCUGUCUAUCGUCACAGAAGCCAUUCAAAGACUCAUUGAUCCACCACAUAUGAGCACACAUCGGUUGCUUUUCAUCAGUUUUAUUGGCCUUGUUGUAAAUUUGGUAGGGAUAUUCGCUUUCAAUCAUGGCCAUGCUCAUGGCAGUGGCGGGCAUGAUCAUCAUCAUGGACACGAUCAUGGACACAAUGCCAACAUGCAAGGCGUAUUUCUACAUAUCAUGGCAGACACCCUGGGCUCUGUGGGUGUGAUUGUUUCGACAUUAUUGAUCCAGUGGUUUGGGUGGACAGGAUUUGACCCAAUUGCAUCGAUAUUCAUUGCAGUCUUAAUCAUUGCGUCUGUGAUACCUUUGAUCAAGCAAUCCGCGGCAGUGAUGAUGCUGGAACUGGACGAUGCUACUGUAGCGGUUGUGGAAGGCACAUUGGAGGAGUUGAAGCAAAUAGAAGGUGUUUACAGCAUCAAUUAUUCUCGAUUCUGGCCAUGCGAGGCAGAGAGCGUCAUUGGCAGUGUUCAUGUUCAAGUAGAGGAUGGUGUCAAUAUUCAGGAUCUACGACAGCGUACAACAGAGCUACUGAAGAGCCAUAUCCAUGGACUGAGAGAAGUAUGUGUGCAGAUCGAGUUACAAAGCGCAGUGAAAAAGAAUAGAUUCGCUGUACCUCAAAGAGGGUUCUUUCAUACACCAGCAUACACUGGCCCUUCCAUGAACAAUGCCUAUGUCAAUCAUAGAACCACUACAACAACACCUAAUGCUGCCAUCCCAACGCUCAUGACAACACCUCCUCCUACUGCUGCUGCUUCUUCUAUCAAUACACCAACCGUUGCCAUCAAUAACCUUGCUGCUACUACAAACAAUAUUGCUGCCAAUCUGCCAUCACCAAUCAUGGCAGUGCUACAAAAGCAAACUAAAAAGGAAUAA